AUGGAAGAUAGACAUAUAAACUUCGAAGUAUUUAAAAGUUCAUAUUUAGAAAAACACUUGAAAAUAGAGGAUUUGGAUGAAUGUAUUAAAAAGAAAAGAAAUGACAAGAAUAAAGAAAUUAUGGAAAUAAUAAGUCAAGGGGAUUCACUUAAAAGGUUGUAUAGUAAUAAUGAUGAUAAAAAUGAUCAUGAUAUUAUUAAUGAUGAUAAAAAAGAAAAUGUGUCUAUUAAAAAUCGUAUUGACCAUAUGAAUAUCAAUACAUCUGAUCUUCCUUUGAAGAACGAAAAAAAUAAAAACAUUUUCUUUAAAAAGUAUAAUUCUCUUCACAUUGAUCAUACAGACACGAAGAAGAAAAUAAAUGAAUUCCUAAAAAAAUAUAAAGAUACAUAUAAUAUAUUCAAAGAAAAGAAACUACCAUUAUGUAAUAAUAUAGAUGAAUUAUUUCAUAAUAAUUAUAAUAAUGAUAAAGAACAAAAUUCUCAUAAUCAGUUAUCAUCUCCUAAGAAAUAUAAUAAUAAUAUAAAAUCUAUCAUACAAUUAAAUGAACAAAAUAAAAAGUAUGAUGUCGAUAAUAUUAAUAAUUUUAUACAAAAGAAUAUUAUAAAAAAUAAUUCCUUAGGUAUGCAAAAAAUUCUUUGUAAUAUUAAAAGUACCUUCAAUGAUUUUAUCGAUGUGUAUAUGGAGAAACCAAAUACAGAUAUCGAUUUUUUGUAUAACAAAAUAUAUGAGGAGAAAAAAAAAAAAAAAAACAAUUAUAAUAAUAAUAAUAAUAAUAAUAAUUAUAAUCAUAAUAAUAAUGAUGAAAUAUCAAAACAUAUAUACGAAUGUAAUAUAUUAAAAGAUGUUAAUCCAAAAGGAAGAGAUGUUAAAGAGAUAAACAAAAUAAAGAAGAUAAAGGAUCAAUUUGGUUGUUCAAAAAAUGAACCAUAUGAAUAUAUAAAUAUGAUAUCUGAAUAUAUGAACAAUAAUAAUAAUAAUAAUAGAUCUUUUAUAAAAGAAGGAUAUCAUACAAAUAAAAAAGACACAGAUAGUACAAAAGAAAAGAUAAAAGAAGAAAAAGAUGAAGUUCUUUUAAAUUAUGAAUUAGAAGAAAAUUCGAAUGAUGAAAUUAUUGAUACACAAACAAAUGAUAAGAAUGUGGUUGAUGUAUCUGUAUUAACACAUAAAUAUAAAUAUCGAUCGAACAUUAUAUUUACUAUAAAUAAAAUAAAAAACCUAGAAAGCAUUAUAGAAAUAAAUAUUAGUAUUACAGAUAUAAAAUUAAAAAUACCUGGAAUGAGGAUAGAAAAUAUUAUCUUACCAUACAAAUAUAACAAUGAUAUAUUAAGAAUAGAAAUAAAAACAUUAAAAAAUAAAUUAAUACAUAAUAAUAAAUUAAACAAACAUAUUUAUAAAAACAAAAAUGAAUAUAAUUUUAAUUCCUCCUGUUCAGAUAAUUUAUGUCCAACAAAAAAAGAUUCAAAAGCAAAAAUUAUAUGUUAUUAUGCUUUCAUACCUUUAUGUAAUAUAAAAGAUCAAAUUAUUAAUAAAAAAUUAAUUUUGAUUAAAUCGAAAAAUAAAGAAAUAUAUGAAAAAGAGAAAUUAUUACCAGAAACAUUAUAUUUAAUACAAUCAAAAGAUAUUACUUCUUCUCAAGAAAAAUAUUUUUAUAUUUCUAUAAAAAAAUGUAUACAUGGUAUUCAUUAUUAUCCAAAUAAUAUAAAUGAUGAAAAAGAUAAUAUACAACAUAAUUAUUUUACACCUAUCUACGUAAGUUUAUAUAAUGAUAAUGUUGAUAAUUAUAUUGCUCAUAUAAUAAAUCAAAAUAAUUAUGUCGAAAAAAUUAAAAUACAAAAGAUAAUAGAAAAUGAGACAAAAAAUUAUAAUGAUCAUAAUAUUAACAUAUCACAAGGAUCAUAUAUUAUAAACAAUAUGUAUUUUAAAUUUUUUUUUAAUCAUAAUAAAGAAUUAGUAUGUAAUAAUCAAAAUCAUACAAAAACAAAUAAUACAAAUCAACACAAAGCUGUUGAUAUAUUCCAUUUUUUAUGUAAUAAUUAUAUAUCAAUAAAAUGUCCAUUGGAUUUAAUUCCUCUAUAUAUCUUACCUCCAUAUCAAGAUCUUCAAUAUCUGGAUUUUAUAGGAAAUAAUAAAUUUUUAAAAUUGAAGUUUAUAUUACAUCUACUGUCUAUUAUGGAAAAUAUAUGUAUUCAUAUAUGUUCACUCAUGAAUAUUAAAAUAAACACAUCUCCUAUUUUUAAUGAUCAUCUUAAGUCUGUUGAAAUAAAGGAUGAACAAAAUAGAAAGAAUUAUUUUACUUUUAUGUACACCUCCUACAUGCCUAAUGAGCAAGGUGCCGUCAUAAGUGCAGAGCAUAUAAACGAAAAUAAUAAUAAAAAAAAUAAUGAUGAUAAUAAUAAAAAAAAUAAUGAUGAUGAUGAUAAUAAUAAUAAUAAUAAUGAUGAUGAUGAUAAUAAUAAUAAUAAUAAUAAUAAUAAUAAUAAUAAUAAUAAUAAUAUUAUUUGUGGGGAUGAAGAUAAAAAGAAUUAUUUUGUAAAUUAUAUAAAGCCAUUCAUCUUUCGAUUCCAAAAUGUAGAUAAAAAUGAUAUACCAAAUAAUUUGAGAAAUAUUAAUAAAUAUAUGUAUAAUAAAAUUAAUAAUAAUGAUCAUUAUGAUUAUACUAAUUUUUAUGGUGAGGAUUCUAUUUCUAUACAUCAAGAUCUACAAAAGAAUCAUGUAAAAAAUGACAAAUUUCAUAUGGAAAAAAUAAACGAUAAUGAUCUUUUCAUUUAUGAAUAUGCUAAAAAACAAGCACUUUUUAUAUAUAAUAUUAUCAAAGAUUAUGAUGAUAUAAUAAACAUACACAAAUUUUAUGAUCAAGAAAAAAAUAUCUUAUAUACUACUAAUUAUAAUAAACACUCUUUCCAAAAUUUUUAUAUGCACAUCAUAGAUGAAUAUAAUAAAAUUAUUAAUCAAACUUGUAUAUCCAAACAACAAAUAUAUAUAAAUCAAUAUGAUAAAAAAAGAGAAAAUGACAUUUCCUUUUUUAAUAACACACACAAUACAAAAGAUAACAUAUUGUCUAUACAACAUAAUAAUAAUAAUAAUAAUGUAAAAGAAAAUAUUACAAACAAUAAUUUUUUAUCUUCAAAUUAUGAUAAUCUUGAAAAUUAUAAUAAAAGUUACAACAUAUUAAAUCUAUCCAAAAAGGAACUUAAUAAUAAUGUAACAUGUACAAAAUGUAAAAUCAAAGACAUAGGAAAUGUACACUGUAAGGAUAACAAUUUCUUAGAUUUUUUUAAUAAAGACGAAGAAAAUAAUAAUAGUGAUAAUAACAAAAACGAUAUUCAUAUGGAUGAUCUUGACAAAUAUAUCCAGCAUAAUAAUCCUUCUUCUCCUCAUUACUUUAUAUCCUCUAAAAAUAGGGAUAAAGAACCUCAAGACAAAACACAUAUACAUUAUUUGAAUAACAAAAAAAAUGAGAAAAUAAACGUGCACAUAGAUAUGUGUGAUCAUACAAAUUCAAAAUACAAUCCAUUAAAUAGUAAAGAAAACAAUUCUAUGAAAAAGGAAAUAAACAAAAAUCUUGUAGAAUAUAAAGAUAACUUCUCAACGUCUAGUAAAAAAUGUUAUGAAGCUAAUUACAUAAACAAAAAUUUUUCCUUCUCUCCAGAAUAUUUUGAAGAAACAAACGAAUGUAUAAAUGAAAAUUCAAAACAAAAUAAUAAUAGGAAUAAAGAAAACAUCCAAUUAUUUCAAGAUGAUAACAAAAAAGAGAAAAAUUAUGAGGAAUAUAAUAAAAUAAAUGAAAAGUUAGAUAAUAAUCCGAUAUAUAAAACAAAAGAAAAAAAUCGCAAUAAUAAUAAUAAAAAAAAUAAUAAUAGUAAUAAUUUAAGUUAUAUGUAUGGACAAACUAAUAUAAAUAAUAAGAAAAAUAUAAUUCUGAAGGAUGGAACUAAGGACAAUGUAAACAAAUUUAAUGAUGAUAAUUAUAAUAAUAGAAAAAAAACUUGUAAUUUGAUUAAAUCUAAUAUUUACAAAAUGUAA
Plasmodium falciparum 3D7 is the source of this 4023-nucleotide messenger RNA. RefSeq lists its product as uncharacterized. The record is from RefSeq and is a predicted model, not a curated record. Lineage: Eukaryota; Apicomplexa; Aconoidasida; Haemosporida; Plasmodiidae.